Cordyceps militaris CM01 is the source of this 1215-nucleotide messenger RNA. RefSeq names its product LETM1-like protein. Gene Ontology annotation, biological process: intracellular monoatomic cation homeostasis. NCBI's taxonomy places the organism in Eukaryota, Fungi, Ascomycota, Sordariomycetes, Hypocreales, Cordycipitaceae. The transcript has 2 exons. Gene Ontology annotation, cellular component: mitochondrial inner membrane. Gene Ontology annotation, molecular function: ribosome binding. The coding region runs from base 1 to 1215 and encodes 404 amino acids. The record is from RefSeq and is a predicted model, not a curated record.
AUGUGGCACCCCAUUUUCCCCAACUUCUCUGGCAGAUCGAUGCUCGAAUAUUCUUCCAGCACCGCAUCAAUCUACGUCUAUCAUCAAGCGCACCACAACAGCGCCAAGGCGAGCCCUCAAUCUGUCGCUAUGAGCUCAAGCCUUGCUUGGCGCUGCCGGGCGCACGGCCCCAUUGCGCCGGCGCUCUCUCGAAAUUUCGCCAGGUUUGCGACGACGACGACGACGACCCGAGCAUCCCACCCCUCGAACCGCAGUCGAGCCGUACAAUUUCGCAGCGUGCACCACGCCUCUCCGCCCGCCGCGUUGCGUAGCAGCAGCAGGGAGAGCAUGAACCCGCUGCUCAACCCGCCGGCGUCGACGCGGCCGCCGGUGCUCGAGACGGUGCGCCGCGAGGCCCAGUCGUCCACGCCGGCCUAUCUCUUCCACCUGGGCAAGAGCUACCUCAAGUUCUACAAGAACGGGCUCAAGGCCAUCUUUGCCAACCGACGGCUGCUGCGGGAGAAGCUGGCGCGGACGCCGGCCGACGACCGGCCGUCGGUGUGGCGGCCGCACGCGGUGCCCAAGACGUUUUCGCGCGCCGACUGGGUGCUGCUGUGGCGGGUGCGGCACGACAUGCUGCGGCUGCCGUGCUUUGGGCUCAUGUUUGUCAUCUGCGGCGAGUUCUCGCCGCUGGUGGUGAUGCUGGUGGACGGCAUCGUGCCGUACACGUGCCGCAUCCCAAGGCAGCUGCGCGGGGGCGCGGAAAAGGCCGAGGCGCGCCGCCGGGAGGCGUUUCGGUUGUUGGAUGUCGCGCACCCGCACGGCGUGCUCGGCCCGCGCGUCACCCAGUCCGUGGCCCGCCGGCACGUCCUGCGCAGCUUGCACCUGUCGGGGGCCAUGUGGGACCGGCUGGGCGGGUUCACGCCGCCGGGCAUGUGGCAGCUCAAGGGCGUCCUGCGCAUGGCGUUUCUCGAGGGCGACGAUAAGAAUAUGGUGCAGGACGGCGGGCCGAUGGGGCUCGAGGUGGAUGAGCUGCGCAUCGCGUGCAUGGAGCGCGGCAUCGACGUGCUGGGCAAGAGCGAGUCGGAGAUGCGGACGUGGCUGGGCGACUGGCUCCGGCUGACGGCGGCCGAGGACCUGACGGAGCGGCGGCGCCGGAUGACGACGUUGCUGAUGACGAGGCAAGAGAAUUGGCCGCAGAACCGCGACUUUGGUGUGCCGGAAUGGCAUUUAUAA